Messenger RNA from Anopheles darlingi, 1494 nucleotides. Its product is annotated as ribosome biogenesis protein NOP53. The record is from RefSeq and is a predicted model, not a curated record. Gene Ontology annotation, molecular function: 5S rRNA binding. Gene Ontology annotation, cellular component: nucleolus. NCBI's taxonomy places the organism in Eukaryota, Metazoa, Arthropoda, Insecta, Diptera, Culicidae. The coding region runs from base 1 to 1320 and encodes 439 amino acids. The transcript has 2 exons. Gene Ontology annotation, biological process: rRNA processing; ribosomal large subunit assembly.
AUGAACCCAAAACUCGUCUCACUGGCCAUCUUGUUUUUGUUCGAACCUCGUGCGUUCCGGGCGGUUUCAAAAUUCCACGGUUCCACGAUGAAAAAACACGUUUCCCGUAAAUUGAAAUCGUCCUGGCGCAAGCAUAUCGAUACGAGUGAGAUCGAUUCCUUUCUCGAGCAACAGCGACAGGAUGAGCGCAUCGGACAGACCGCAGACCAGCCGGACAAUGAGUUGUUUAGUGAGGAGAGAAAACCGGGUAAACCGAAGACUACCCUUCGAGAGCUGCGCCGUAAGCAGUUCGCCGAAACACCGAAAUCGCUGCUGCCGCUGAAAAAUACGUCCCAGGUCCGGGAUCCGAUCGUGAAGCGAAACGUUAAGCAGACCAGCAGCAUUCCGGCCAAACAGGGAGGGGGCAGCUUUCGACCGGAACGUAAACGGCCCCUCAUCCGGAAGAAUGUGUGCGAUGUGACGAUGCAGGAAGACUUGUGGAACGAUGAAAGUGGUGGCGUGCCGAAAUCGCUACAGUCCCAGUGGAUAGACAAGGAGCAGGUGCUGCAUACACUUCGGCACUCCGGCAAACCGCUAGUGAAGCAACCGGGCAAGAUCGUGACGGGAAAGGAGAAGAAAGCAGCCUCCAAUCUACCACACCAGGGCACGAGCUACAAUCCAGCGAUCGAUGAUUAUCUAGAGCUGAAGAACCAGGCAGUAGAAGAGGAGCGGAGUAUUCGUAAACGGCAGGCACACUUUGAUCGGGUGGUCACCAACAUGUUUGCGAAGGAAGAACCAGCUGAGCGGAGAGCCAGACAGUUCAAGGAGCUGACUGAAGGGUUGAUCGAAGCGCAGAACCCUGACUCGGAUGCCGAGGAGGAUGCAGAAACUGAGGGCACCAGCGAGACUAUUAAAGCAAAGGGGAAGGUCAACAAGGUACACAAAUCGCUGAACAAGCGUCGAACGCAAUUCCAAGAGGCACGCGAAAGGUACCAGUUAAAGUCGGAACUUAAAAAGAUGAUGGAAAUCAAUCGGCUUACUGAAAUCACCAAUGAAGUGCAAAACGCUGAAGCGAAGCUGGCGGUUAGAAAGCUAAAGGCAGCGAAGAAGAAAAUCGCUGAAGCAAAUGAAUCGCUGCCGAUCGAUUUUAUUGAGCCGGAGAGGCUUUCGGGAAAUCUUCGAACGAUACAGCCGAAUAAGGAUUUGAUUGCGACGGGGCUGCCCAAGCUUCGGCAGGCCAGCGUCAUCAAGAAGAGCCGCGCAGAGGUGCAACGCAAGAAGAGCCGCUCGCUCAAGAAAGUGCGCUACGUACGUCGGUCACACAAGGAGGCAGACAAUUGAGUUUGUAGACAACAAUAAGCAGUGUUUUCGGCGGUAUUUUAGCUAACAUCUGGCCGAGGGGAUGAUAAUGUAUGUUUAUAAAAAAUCAAUAAAAAUUGGUAUAAAGCAGAAUGACACACUUCAUCUGCAUUCGCUUUCAAUUCUUCAUUUCAUUUCAAUUUCAGUAAAUUUAUG